Ruditapes philippinarum (Manila clam) is the source of this 1304-nucleotide messenger RNA. RefSeq names its product ficolin-1-like. The record is from RefSeq and is a predicted model, not a curated record. The transcript has 4 exons. The coding region runs from base 1 to 723 and encodes 240 amino acids. NCBI's taxonomy places the organism in Eukaryota, Metazoa, Mollusca, Bivalvia, Venerida, Veneridae.
AUGAUAUUAUUUGGUGAAUCAUUCAUUCCUGACACAAAUACUUUUUUUGUUCUUUGCGUAGUACCAAGUGAUUGUAAAAAAGUCCUUGAUGAGUUUCCUGAGGCGAAAAGUGGACAAUAUGAGAUAGAACUUUGGACAUCUGGUAAGAUUCUGACUGUGAAUUGUGACAUGAAAACAGAUGGCGGCGGUUGGACGAUAUUUCAUAGGCGAAUGGACGGGUCAGUGGACUUUUAUCGCAACUUUACAGAAUAUGAGAAAGGCUUUGGGAACGUUGAUGGAGAGUUGUGGCUAGGUUUACAGUAUAUAAAAGAACUAGCUGAACAAGGUUCUACAGAGAUUCGUCUUGACAUGGCAAGAAAUGAUAGUACAACAGGACAUGAAACUUGUCAAGACUUUAAAUUAACAGAAGGAAAUAAUUAUAAACUAAACAUUGGGUCAUGCACAGGUUUGACAGGAAAACGAUUUGCUUUUAAUAAUCAAAUGUCAUUUUCAACUAAUGACCGUGAUCUCGACAUGUCAUCAGAUAGGAACUGCGCUGUAGAGGGACAUGGAGCCUGGUGGUAUAAUUCUUGUACUCGUGUCAAUCUAAAUGGAUUAUAUGUGGCACCAGGUACAAUAUGUGAAUUUCCCGGUGCCUUGGAUGAUUUUUGUGGACACUGGCAUUAUGGGUUUGAUAAACUAUAUGCAUUGAGAACGUCAUCAAUGAUGAUACGAAGGAAAUAAGACAAGUAAUCAAAAUAACAUCUCUGUAUUUCCGAAAGUUCGGAAUGAUGUACUCAAAAGAUAUUUUUUUGUAAUUAUAAAGGUUUGUUUUUGCAUCAGAAAUGGUGUGAACUUUAGAAUCUUAUCUACGACUGUAAUCUGCUGUAAGACAUUGACAUUGUCAGUUACCGGAUUGGUGACAUUAUCACAUAACAGCAUAUUAUCACGUAUCAACAUUAAAUCACGCCACCAUAUAUAACUAUGUGAAAUCAUAAAAAUACGUGACAUCAUAUAAUCCGUUGAAAUAUUAUUAUCACCAGACAAUAUUUAACCAUUUGUCAGCAGGUAAUUACGUGGCAACACAAAAUGAAAAAAGAACUUUAUUUUUUUAAAUCCAUUUUUUUAAAUGUAUAUAUGUCUUGUUCUGUUAGAAUUUGUUUAAAUCAAAAUUAUAUCCGAUGAAAAUCUGGAGGCAUUGUCAUAUUUUAUGUUCAACACCAUUUAUUGUGUUUUCUACACUAAAUGUGUUUUCUUUUUAACAAAAAAUAAGCUAUUGUACGAGUAAAGAAUCUUUUGAAAAAAAGGACAAAAAUAAAAAAAAA